This is a messenger RNA of Marmota monax (woodchuck), 1968 nucleotides long. RefSeq names its product glomulin, FKBP associated protein (gene Glmn). Gene Ontology annotation, molecular function: ubiquitin-protein transferase inhibitor activity. Bases 142 to 1932 code for a protein of 596 amino acids. The transcript is spliced from 19 exons. Lineage: Eukaryota; Metazoa; Chordata; Mammalia; Rodentia; Sciuridae. The record is from RefSeq and is a predicted model, not a curated record. Gene Ontology annotation, cellular component: cytoplasm.
CUCCGCCUCCACACGCGUCGCAAGGGCCGGGGCGGGCCCGGGGGCGGGGCCGGAGCGCGGCCUGCGGGGUCCAAAGUGGUGGCUGCUGCUUAAGCGCACCGUGAGGUCCGGCGGCAUCAAAACUAGAAAUAAUAAUUAGGAAUGGCUGUGGAGGAACUUCAGUCCAUAAUUAAAAGAUGUCAAAUUCUAGAAGAGCAUGACUUUAAAGAAGAAGAUUUUGGCCUGUUUCAGUUAGCAGGCCAGAGAUGUAUAGAAGAAGGGCACACGGACCAACUAAUAGCAAUUAUUCAAAAUGAAAAGAAUAAAGUCAUCAUUAAGACUAUGGGCUGGAAUCUUGUUGGUCCUGUUGUUCGGUGCCUUUUAUGGAAUGAUAAAGAUGAUAAAAGAAAAGAUUAUUUUCUGAUGCUUGAUUUAUUGGUAAAGUUAUGUAAUCCAAAGGAAUUAUUGUUGGGUUUGCUUGAACUGAUUGAAGAGCCCUCUGGAAAACAGAUAUCCCAAAUUAUUCUUCUUUUACUUCAACCUUUACAAACAGUGAUUCAGAAACUUCGCAACAAUAAGGCAUAUUCAGUUGGGUUAGCAUUGUCUACCCUUUGGAGUCAAUUAUCUCUUCUUCCUGUUCCAUACUCAAAAGAACAAAUACAAACAGAUGACUAUGGCCUUUGUCAAUGUUGCAAGGCCUUAAUAGAGUUCACUAAACCUUUUGUGGAAGAAGUUAUUAAUGACAAAGAAAACAAGGAAAAUGAAAAAUUAAAGGAUGAAUUACUGAAAUUUUGUUUCAAAAGCUUGAAAUGCCCUUUGCUGACAGCACAAUUCCUUGAACAAUCUGAAGAAGCUGGAAGUGAUCCUUUUAGAUGUUUUGCAUCUGAGAUAAUAGGGUUUUUAUCAGCUAUUGGACACCCUUUCCCCAAAAUUAUUUUUAAUCAUGGAAGGAAAAAGAGGACUUGGGAUUACCUUGAAGUUGAGGAAGAAGAAGACAAACAAUUAGCAGACUCUAUGGCUUCUCUGGCAUAUCUAGUAUUUGUUCAGGGCAUCAGUAUUGAUCAGCUUCCAAUGGUCUUAAGCCCAUCAUACCUUUUGCAGUUUAAUAUGGGGCAUAUUGAAGUCUUUUUGCAAAGAACAGAAGAGUCUGUUUUCUCCAAAGGAUUGGAACUGCUGGAGAAUGGUUUAUUGAGAAUAGAAGACAACAGUAUACUUUACCAGUACUUAGAAAUCAAGAGUUUUCUUACUGUACCUCAGGGCUUAGUCAAAGUGAUGACACUUUGUCCCAUUGAGACAUUGAGGAAAAAGAGUUUAGCUAUGCUUCAACUGUAUAUUAACAAGUUGGAUUCACAAGGCAAAUAUACUUUAUUUAGGUGCUUAUUGAAUACAAGUAAUCACUCAGGUGUGGAGGCCUUUAUUAUUCAAAAUAUCAAAAAUCAGAUUGACUUGUCAUUUAAGAAAACAAAAAACAAAUGGUUUACAGGACCACAGCUGAUUUCUCUUUUAGAUUUGGUACUGUUUCUCCCAGAGGGUGCUGAAACAGAUUUACUGCAAAACUCAGAUAGGAUUAUGGCUUCAUUAAAUUUAUUGAGAUAUUUAGUUAUCAAAGAUAAUGAAAAUAACAGUCAGACUGGAUUAUGGACAGAACUUGGAAAGAUUGAGAAUAAUUUCUUAAAGCCACUUCAUACAGGACUUAAUAUGUCAAAAGCACAUUAUGAAGCAGAAAUUAAAAAUAGCCAAGAAAACAGCCAAGCAGUCCAGAAGUCUAAGGAUCUUUGUUCUGUAACUGUCGGUGGAGAAGAGAUCCCUAAUAUGCCCCCUGAAAUGCAACUUAAGGUCCUACAUUCAGCUCUUUUCACGUUUGAUUUGAUUGAAAGUGUUCUGGCUCGAGUAGAAGAACUCAUUGAAAUAAAAACAAAGUCUACCUCUGAAGAAAAUGUUGGGAUAAAGUAAAAGUGUUACUUUCUAAAUAAAAACUAAUAAAGUACA